UUCUCUUCUCUCUCUCUCUUCUCCUUCCAUAAAUAUCAUCCGAGCCUCUACAUCGCUCUCUCUUCGUUCUCUCUCUCUCUCUCGAUCAAUUCAAGCUGAUUUUCGUUUUGUGCUUUGUUGUAUACAGGAAAAAAUACAUACAUAUACACGAUUUUUUUUUAUAAAAAAUAAUUAUUUUGUUAUAUAUAUUGUUUUUGGUUCUUUGUGAUCUCAAAUUGUUGUGUUCAAUUGAUCGAUUCGGCGGCAAGGAAUUUACUGCUUCUGGAAGUAGAAUUUUCGACUGUUUCGAAGGAUGCUAGUGAAAUGAUGAAUCAAGCAGCUAGUGCUGAUACCAUAACUACACUGGAUCAAAAUUCGCUCGAGAAACGUCAGGUUGUUGAUUCUAGCCAAGCAUCUUAUUAUUAUGCCACGUCCACAGACAAUGGGUUUCUUUCUAAUUCCAGCUACCACCAAAAUCAGCAUGCAGAGCCUCCUGCAAGGAAUGUUCAAGAUGGCUCCAGUGUUGCAUCCCUCGCCUCUACUUCAAGUUCAGGAGCAGUAAAUGUACCACAAGAAUAUAAUAGCUAUGCAACAUACCCAAAUACCGAUCCAUAUGGAUAUGGCAAUCCCACAUACACAGGUUAUUAUGGUGGCUAUCAGCAGCAAUCUAAUCAACCAUACCCGCAGCCUGUAGUAGCAUAUCAAAACACAGGUGCUCCUUAUCAGCCUCUUUCCUCAUUUCAGAAUUCAGGGUCUUAUGCUGGGCCUGCAAGUUAUUCAAGCACUUACUACAAUCCUGGUGAUUAUCAGACAUCUGGAGGUUAUGCGAGUGGCAGUUACAGUAAUCAACCCAACUCGUGGAAUGAAGGAAACUAUGCAAGUUACGCUUCUCAUCAAUAUUCAAACUACACUCCAGACCCAAAUGGUGGUUAUAAUGCCAGUGCUGCUACUACGUCUUCACAACAAUAUCAGCAACAAUAUAAGCAAUGGGCAGAUUAUUACAGUCAAACAGAAGUUAGCUGUGCUCCUGGGACAGAAAACGUUUCAGUUACUAGUACAUCUAAUCCAGUGUGUAGUGUCCCUGUUUCCAAUGGGUAUCCAGCUUCACUCAGCCAGCCAUCUGCACCUUAUAUUCCAUCUUGGAGGCCAGAUUCCAGUUCGUCUGAAUUGCCUUUGGUUCAGACUGGUGCAGUAAUCAGUGGUAGCCAUGAUGGUUACUGGAAGAAUGGAGCUUCAGGUUUCCAAAAUCACAAUGUUAGUCCUCAGCAACCACAAUUUCAAAAGCCUUUGGAUUCAAAUCCUUCUUAUCAAAGCUUUCAGGAUCAACAGAAGACUGCAUGUCCUCAAGGACCAGCCAAUGUACAAUAUCCUGCUACUCAUCAGGUACCCCACUCGAAUCCUUCUUAUCAAAGCUUUCAGGAUCAACUGAAGACUGCAUGUCCUCAAGGACCUCCCAAUGUACAAUAUCCUGCACCUGCUACUCAGCAGGUACCGCAUAAUUAUCCAUCAUCCUUGCAAACUUUUCCACAAACCAUUCCACCUUUAGAUCCGCACAGGGUAAGCAGACUGCAGAUUCCAACAAAUCCUAGAAUUGCUUCCAAUUUGGCAUUGGGUUUACCAAAAACGAAUAAGGAUAGUUCUACAACCAGUACAGCAGCAAAACCAGCCUAUAUCAGUGUUUCACUGCCAAAGCCAAAUGACAAAGAGUUGUCUCAUGAUGCUGCUGAUUCUAUGCUUAAGCCUGGAACGUUUCCCAAGUCACUGCGUAGUUAUGUGGAAAGGGCUCUGGCUCGUUGUAAAGAUGAUACCCAAAUGGCAGCUUGUCAAGCUGUCAUGAAAGAGGUAAUUACCAAGGCUACUGCUGAUGGUUCACUUUAUACACGAGACUGGGAUAUUGAGCCUCUUUUCCCAGUACCCAAUACGGAUGUGACCAAUAAGGAAAAUUUUCAGUAUUCAACUCCUAUUUCUUCAUUGUCAAAGAACAAAAGAAGUCCAAGUAGGCGAUCCAAAAGUAGGUGGGAGCCUGUGCCAGAGGAGAAACCAGUUGACAAACCGGCUUCUGUUACUUUUGCUACUGAAAAAUAUGGUGGCUGGCUACAUUUUAAUGAAAGUGACAAAAAGCUUUCAGGCGGAAAAUUCCAGAACAAAGAAGGCGGUUUGGGCAAUAUAAAAUUUUCUUUAGCAGAACAGAGAUCUACGGAUAAAAAUGCCCUGAAGCCAGUUAAGCGGCAGCGUGUUGGUGAUGGUCUGGUUGCAACUGAUAAUGCUGAUGCAUCCAGUGACAGUGACAAGGAACAAAGUUUAACUGCAUAUUACUCAGGUGCAAUAGCACUUGCCAAUUCACCGGAGGAAAGGAAGAGACGAGAGAAUCGGUCAAAGCGUUUUGAAAAGCGAUCAGGAAAUCGAGCAGAAACUAAGCAUUUUAGACCAAAAAAUGUUGGAUCUGGAAACUUGUACACUAGAAGGGCUAGUGCACUGUUACUUAGCAAGAACUUUGAUGAUGGUGGUAGCAGGGCCGUGGAAGAUUUUGACUGGGAUUCCCUUACUGUCAAGGGGACCUGCCAGGAAAUUGAGAAACGCUAUUUGCGUCUUACUUCUGCACCUGAUCCUUCCACUGUGAGGCCUGAAGAAGUGUUAGAAAAAGCAUUGCUUAUGGUUCAAAGUUCUCAAAAGAACUACCUUUACAAAUGUGAUCAGUUGAAAUCCAUUCGCCAAGAUCUUACGGUACAACAUAUACACAAUGAGCUAACAGUGAAGGUUUAUGAAACUCAUGCUCGUUUGGCAAUAGAAGUUGGAGACUUGGCAGAAUAUAAUCAGUGUCAAUCGCAGUUGAAAACACUUUAUGCGGAGGGAAUUAAGGGGUGCCACAUGGAAUUUUCUGCUUACAAUUUACUCUGUGUUAUCUUGCACGCCAACAAUAGCAGAGAUCUUGUAUCAGCAAUGUCAAGAUUAUCAGUUGAGACCAAAAAGGAUGAGGCUGUAAAACAUGCUCUUGCAGUUCGUGCCGCUGUCACUUCAGGAAAUUAUGUUCGGUUCUUUAGACUAUACAAGACUGCACCUAAUCUUAACACCUGUCUUAUGGAUCUUUAUGUUGAGAAGAUGCGGUACACUGCUGUGAGAUGUGUGUCUCGUUCAUGUCGCCCUACAGUCCCUGUUUCAUACAUUGCUCAGGUUCUGGGCUUCACCAAUGCUUCACCUAUAGAGACAACUGAGGAAAAGGAUUCAGAUGGAUUGGAAGAGUGUGUGGAGUGGCUGAAGGCCCACGGUGCAUGCCUUGUUACAGAAAAUACUGGGGAGAUGCAGCUUGACACAAAGGCUUCCUCAUCAACACUCUACAUGCCAGAACCCGAUGAUGCUGUAGCCCAUGGAGAUGCCAGUCUCGCCGUCAAUGAUUUCUUGACAAGGAAUUCCUCGUAGCAUAGUUCGUUGUAUCCAACUGUAUGAAGAGAAUUGGUAAGUAAACAAUCUAAUGUAUGCGGAAAAAAGGAAUUACCAUUUCCGGGAUUAACUUGGAAUUUGGAAAAGAUUGAUCCUGCAGGGAUUCCUGCUAGUAUUAUUAUAGAGGGUGUUGAUGAUCACUAAUUAGAAAUGUGUGAUGCCUAGGUUUGAACUUUUGGGCCCCUCUGAAAAAUGCUUUUUAGGUCAGCGACAAGGGUCUGUAAGGUAGUGUAAAAUUGUUUACUUUGUUUUAGAGAUACAUUAUUCAUUCUUGUUGAAGGCCCAUUUGUGGUAAAUAUUACAGGGAAAAUAUGGAAUAAGGAAAUGACCUUUUGUAUUCUGAUUGACCAUUGCUUCCAUGAGACUGGGUAAUACAUUAUCAAUUUUGAGUUUCA
Messenger RNA from Camellia sinensis, 3812 nucleotides. RefSeq names its product SAC3/GANP/Nin1/mts3/eIF-3 p25 family (gene SAC3A). Gene Ontology annotation, cellular component: nucleus. NCBI's taxonomy places the organism in Eukaryota, Viridiplantae, Streptophyta, Magnoliopsida, Ericales, Theaceae. The record is from RefSeq and is a predicted model, not a curated record.